GAGAAAAAAAGGCCUUCAAAAGUAAAAAAUCCAGCAUUCUUAUUUUGUCUGUAAAUUAAUUUUUUUUUUGUUCGAUCUGAUCUCUCCAUUCCGAUCGGUGAAUGUCGGUACGUUUGGAUCCAAUUGAGCUGUCAGCUCUUGAAUUUCAUCUUCAAUUCAGCACUUCAAGUUCAAGGAAGGAUGUAUCAUCAUCAACAAACCCUAGAUUUUCGGUUGUGAGCUACUUAGGUCAAUUUUUUUAAUUUCUUAGAUUCUCUAACAAUCAUUACCAAUCUUAUUAUAAGUUGGAACAACCAGUCGAAUUUUCAUUUUCAGCUUAGGUUUUUUGAGUUUUGUCUGAUUCCAUCUCUUGAGUUUUCUGGUAUUCUUCAGAAGGUUAGAUACUUUGAAAUAGUUUGAAUUAGAAUAGAAUCCACUUUCUUUUCUUUUUUUGAUUUUGUGAUUUUGAAGGAGGAUCAUAGUAUUUUUGUCUUAUUCCUGUCUGUACCAAAUUUCUUGAUUUUAUAGUUAAGGUCAAAGGUUUUUUUUUUUGUAGGGAUAUUCAUUUUUAACUUACUGUAGUAAGUUAAAGUAGGAAGUAUCUCAGAUCAAAGGAAGGCAUUCCUUUAGUACGUUUCAGUGUGUUUUGAGGUUGUUCAGUAGGGAAACAAAUGUGUAUAUGAGUUGUUUUCAAGGUUGUUCAGUAGGAAACAAAUGUGUAUAUGAGUUGGUAUAGUUGAGUUUUUUUUUUUUUUUUAAAGGCAUGGCUGGAAGUACUAGAUUUGAGUUAGCAUCGGGUAAUAAUGAGGGCACGGCAUUUCCGGCCAAUUAUGCAAAUGGGCAGCGGGGUAACUAUUCAGGAGGGCCGAAUUUGGAUAGGUCGGGAAGUUUUCGUGAUGGAAUUGAGAGUCGGUUAUUAGGUUCUGGACCUGCUUUGUCUAGAGGGAAUAAUGGUCCAUUGUCAGUGGAGUUACCGCAGUUAUCUCAGUUUCUUUCUCUAGAAAUGAUCACAAUUGGUGAUCAGAAGUUUACACGUUCGGGAGAGCUAAGGAGGGUGUUAGGUGUUUCACUUGGUAGCACUUCAGAAGAUCAUUUUGGUGCUGCUCAUCCUAAAGCUCCUCCAAUAGCAUCGGAGGAGCUUAAACGCUUCAGAGCAAGUGUGUCAGAUACCUCUACCAAGGCCAGGGAUAGAGUUAAAAAGUUCAGCGAUUCAAUAGCUAAAUUGGAUAAGUAUCGCCACAACCUUUUCGCAAGGAAGCGAAGGAGUGAGUCAAGUGAAAGAUCAGGCGGGGGAGGCAUGUUGAAGAUGGGAAGUCAAAUCCAUAAGAAUCCUCCAGAUAUUGUAAAUCAAAAAAUGGAGGAAAGGACAAAGAAUGUUCUUAAUAGGCGUGUUCGCACAUCAAUAGCAGAUUCAGAGGGACGGGCUACUGCACCGUUGAGGCAACCUGCAAUGCUGGAUAAGGAAAGAGAUAUGUUCAGAGCUAACAGUGGAGGUCCUGUUCAGGGUGAGGAAAAGAUUCGAGGACUGCCUGCUGGUGGUGAAGGGUGGGAUAAGAAGAUGAAAAGGAAGCGUUCUGUAGGAGCAGUUAUCACUAGAGCUGGGGACAGCGACCGGGAGCUGAAACGACCAAUGAUUCAAAAAAUUCCAAAUGAUCCAGCAUUUCGAUCCAGUGAUACUCAUAGUUACGGAUCUGGUUCUUCCAAUGGAGUUGCUGGAAACAACAAAUUGGAUGGUGCAUCCCAGUCUACUAGUGGAAAUGCCCGUGUUGUUGCCAAGAAUGAGCCGGAAAAUGUCUCUCUUUCAAAUGAUAGACGGGAGAGAUUGGCCGGAUUGGACAAAGAGAGAGGUGUCACAAAGGGAAACAUCAAGCUUAAUGUUCGUGAAGACAGUCAGGUAGGAAGUUCUAAUCCAGUGACUAAAGGAAAGGCUUCUAGGGCCCCACGUGCUAGUGCUGGUGCGGUGCAUUCAUCUCCUAAUUUCCACCGAGGACCUGGAGUCACCGAUGGGUGGGAGCAACCUCCGAGCUUAAACAAAGUUCAGGCUGUAAGUGGUCCGAAUAUUAGGAAGCGUCCUCUUCCUACAGGAUCAUCUUCACCCCCCAUGGCACAGUGGGUUGGUCAGAGACCGCAAAAAAUCUCUCGAACUAGGAGAGCGAAUCUGGUAUCUCCUGUCCCGAAUCAAGAUGAAGCUCAGACAUCAUCUGAAGGAUUUCCAGGUGAAGAUACUGGUGGUAGAUUAACUCCUAGUGAGCCAAACAGUUCACUAAUAUCCAGGGGUGCAUCUACUAACACCCAACAGCAGAAAGUGAAACUUGAGAUUGCUCCAUCGCCGGCCAGAUUGUCUAAAAGUGAGGAAUCAGAAGCUGGUGAAAAAUCGAAGGAGAAAGGAAUUGAUAAUGAUGAGAUAGACGACAAAGCUGUUACUGGUUCACAAAAAGUUGGUCCUCUUAUGGCGCCUACAAAGAAGAAUAAGAUGCACAGCAAUGAAGAAAUUGGAGAUGGUGUGCGAAGACAAGGAAGAAGUGGAAGAGGUUCAUCACUAUCAAGAGCAGGUGCUCCUCCAUUGAGGGAAAAGUUGGAGAAUCAAGCGUUAUCGAAGCCACUCCAGAAUUCCAGACCUGGUUCUGAUAAGAAUGAAAGUAAACCUGGUCGCCCACCCUCAAAAAAGCUAUCGGAAAGGAAGGCUUAUACGCGUGCUGUUCAUAUACUAAAUGGUGUUUCCUCUGAUUUUACAGGCGAAUCAGAUGAUGAUCAUGAAGAACUGUUAGCAGCAGCAGCAUCUGUUCAUAGUUCCAGAAAUCACGCCUGUACUGGAUCGUUCUGGAAGAAAAUGGAGCCAGUUUUCGCUACUGUCAAUUUGGAUACUGCUGCCUUUCUGAAGCAACAGUUACAUUUUGUGGAAGAGCUUGAUGAAAGUAUUCAUGAAUCAUUUGGUGCCAACACUAACAUUCUGGGUGAUCUAGUACCUGAUGGAGUGGCAUCUUCUCAACCUUUGGUUUCGAGAGAGAGACAAGAAAUCCAAUCGAAUGGAACUGGACCAAGUGAUUCAGCUCGUUGUCUGGGUUUUGGUGAUGAACUACUGGCUGAUUCAUUAUGUGAUGAAAUGCAGACAAAUAUGAAGUUUGAGACUCCUCUGUAUGAAAGAGUACUCUCAGCUUUGAUCGCGGAAGAUGAAUUGGAAGAGUUCGACCAAAGUAGUGAAAGGGGAAACCCAUCAUUUUUUUAUUCAAGUGAUGGUUCUCCUUGUGCAAAUGGAAACAGAUUUGAACCUGAAAUCGAGUCAGAUUUGAACUUUAGGCCUCAAAAGCCGUUUAUGUUUGAUAGCUUAUCUUGUGAUGGAAGUACUGCCUCUAACAGUUUUAAGAGCCCUAGCAUGCGAUAUUCUUCCUACAGCGAUGAAUUGCUGCAAGGAGAUGAUAGCUUGCUACAUCAAGAGUUUGGGGAUAUAACAGGAUAUGAUCAAAGCAUUGUAGAUGGCUCCCAGCAUGGGCACACUAAUAUUUCUGGAAUUGCUUCUGUGGGACGUCAAUAUGAACAGAUGUCUGUGAACGAAAAGGUUUUACUGGAGCUGCAGAGUAUUGGCCUGUUUCCAGAAACCGUGUUUCCCUUGUUCCAGCCUGACCUAGCAGAGGGAGAAGAAGAUGACAUAAAUAAAGACAUUAUUGCAUUAAAGAAGAACUUGUAUCAACAGGCUGGACAGAAGAAAAGGAACUUACUCAAGAUAGAUGUAUCUAUUCGCAAUGGAAGAGAUGAAGAAGAACGGGAUCUUGAGAAGGAGGCAAUGCACAAACUCGUCGAGAUGGCUUAUAAAAAGCUAAUGGCUUGCCGAGGAAGUAGUGCUUCUAAAAGUGGAGUCCUUAAGGUCUCAAAACAAGCUACGAUGGCAUUUGUUAAACGUACUAUUGCCAGAUGUCGGAAAUUUGAAAAUACUGGUAAAAGUUGCUUCAGUGAACCUGCUCUGCGCAAUAUCGUUUUCUCUGGACUCGUCGAUAGAAUUGAUGCAAAAUCUGCCGAUGCUAUUGGUGCUACAGCAACUUCUGCACGUGUUCAUGCUAGUCAAUCAGAGCCCAGAACAUCAGGUGUAGGUGUUAUCCCUCCUGUCAUAAGGCGACAUGGUCCUCAGGGUGAUAAGCUUGAGAGGGGUUCGUUGGAUGCAUUGCAAAUCCCGCAUCACUCUUCCAGCCCAAUUUUUCAGAAGUAUGAAACCUUAUCAAACAGAGGGAAGAAGAAGGAAGUUCUGCUCGAUGAUGUUGCUGGAGGUAUUGCUUCAAGAUCUACUCCAGCUCCUGGAAGUGGUCUCAUGGGUGGAGCAAAGGGAAGAAGAACUGAGAGAGAGAGGGAUCAAAACAAAGUUACGACUGCAAGAAAUUCUGUCCCUAAGGUUGGCCGCCCGGCAUUAGGAGGUUAUAGGGGUGAUCGCAAAACAAAAACAAAGCCCAAGCAAAAAACAGCUCAGUUGUCAACUUCAGGGAACGGUCUUCUUGGUCGGGUUACAGAAACAACAUGUCCGGUGUACCCUUCGGCACGUGGUUCCAGUGAUGCAGUGACUAAUGUUAGCGGUAAAAUAAGCAGAGAAACGGGUACGUGUUCUCUUGGUAAUGUUCCUCAAGGUUCAUCUAUAGAAUUGGAGGAACCCUUUGAUUUUUCAAACUUACCCUUAUCUGAGUUAGACUGCAUAGGUGACCUAGGUGCGUCAAAUAACCCUGGCGCACCUCAGGAUUUGACUUCCUGGUUUAAUUUUGAUGAAGAAAGCCUACAGGACCAUGAUUCAAUGGGUCUUGAUAUACCUAUGGAUGACCUGCAAGACAUCAUGUGAAGAUUAACAAUACCUCAUCCUCCAUGCUAGUUAAGAGUUCAGACAGAAUUGCUUUCACUGCCUCAAGAUCAUACAACUAACAACCCUAAAUUAUAUGUGGCAGCCAGAUAGGCACUUGUAAUUAUGGUGGUUCAUUCUUUUGUAUACUUGAAAGAACUUGUAGAAGAAUUCUGAUUGUUUAUGUAAUCCUGAGAUUUGUUUCCUUUAGCAAAUCAUAACCAUGUUUUAGAUCCCAUUCAGGGUUGGCGUUGCUAGGUAUUUUGACUUCACCCUUUGUAUCAUUAGAAGCUUCUAGAUAUCUGCACAACUGUGCAAUUGUACAUUCAUUUUACUUUGCAAAGAAUCAAACUUGAGAUCUUUCAAUAAAAGGUUGAGUACCAUCUGUUUUACUUUCUUUGCUCCAUUGGUUACCAUGAAUUCCGUUAAUAGUCAUUUGUUGCACAUAAAACGAAAAGUCUGAACUUGUUCAGACUUGUGCUUUGAGUUUGUGGUAUUUAUUGGUCUAGAUGCUCUGCUGGGCAUCAUAUUUUUCUUUCUGACAAUCAUUGCGGAUCCAAAGAGCCUGGAAGGAAAUUGAGGUACUUCAUUAACUUGGUAUACCUUAUAUCUUGUUUGGCGGAUCCAAAGAGCCUGGAAGGAAAUUGAGGUUUCGGAAAUUAGCGGAGAAGGUUUGAUUUGGAAAUUUCCUUCCCUUGAUCUUUAUGUGAGGGCCAGCGUUCCCUUUUUCAUGAGCAGCAAGUGACAUAAUCUUUGGCACCGAGCCUAACUAGGAAGGCAAAUUCAAAGCAUUCAGCGGCUUUUCUGCAGUUCUCUCCUCUAGCAGCUGGCUUUCAAUAUAUAUAUACUCGAAAGCUAGUGAUUGGCUAGAACGACGUAUACCUACCCUGGAUUCUGAGUAAGGUAAUCAGCUGUCAGUAUUAAUAUCAGGGAAAAAUGCAUUGGAGGGAUGUACCCUUGCUGACUACGACAUCCAGAAAAAGUAUACUCUUCAUAUUGUCCAUUAUCUUCGUGGUCGUAUGCAGAUCUUUGUGAAGACUUUGACUACCAUGACAAGGAAGGUAUUCCUCCAGACCAGCAGAUGUUGAUCUUUGCUGGAAAGCAGUUGGAAGACGGACAUACUCUUGUUGACUACAACGUCCAGAAGCAAUCCACCCUUCACUUGGUUCUACAUCAAAUCUCUGUCCAGACUUUGACUGGCAAGAAUUUUACCUUGGAGGUUUAGAGUUCAGACACUAUUGCUAAUGUAAAAGUGUAGACACGGAAGGUAUUCCUCCAGACCAGCAACAUAUGAUCUUUGCUGGAAAGAAAUCGGGAGAUGGUUGUACCUUUGCUGACAACAGCAUCCAGAUGGAGUCUACUGUCCAGUUGGUACUUAGUCUCGAGGGUGGUACGCAAAAAUAAUUUAGGACUUACACAGGAAAGACCAUUACUUUCGAGGUUGAGAGUUCUGAUUCCAUUGAGAUUGUGAAGGGAAAAAAUCCAGGACAAGGAAGCAUCCCACCAGACUAACAGAGGUUAAUUUUUGCUGGAUCAAUUAGAAGAUGGUCGCUAAGACUUUUGACUGGAAGACUUUGUCUGAAGUUGGAAGUUCAGACACCAACUAAACAAAGAAGGCUUCACGCUAGACCAACAAUGUUCAAUUUUUGCUGGAAAGCAAUUGGAGGAUAGUGGGACACUUACUGAUUAUAACAUCCAGAAAGAGUCUACCCUUCACUUUAUCUUGCGUCUUUGCAUGCAGAUCUUUAUGGAGACCGACUGGGGAAAGGCAUCAUGAGCUCAUAUACUAAUGAUAAUGUGAAGGCUAAGAUCCAGGACAAAGAGGGGAUUCCCCUAGAUACCG
Molecule: messenger RNA, 6635 nt
Organism: Papaver somniferum (opium poppy)
Lineage: Eukaryota; Viridiplantae; Streptophyta; Magnoliopsida; Ranunculales; Papaveraceae
Exons: 17
Coding region: 743-4795 (1350 amino acids)
Source: RefSeq, a predicted model, not a curated record